AUGUCAGAUACUCAAUCAAUCUAUUGGACGGAAAUGGAUUCAGCAUUGGAAGACAGUCACCCCAUCAGGACCUUGAUGGAAGAGUGCGGUUGCACCAGACAGAGAGCUAUCGAUUUACUCAGCAUUUGCAAUAAUAAUGUGGAUGCAGCGAAGAAACAUCAUGAUCUUUACCAAGUAUACGCUCAGGACUCGCACGAGGAUUUAGCACUUUCCUUUAGUGAUGGGCAUAGCGAUCUCUCUCUGGGAUCCUUUUCAAGCUCUCAAGCGAUUACUCCCCCUUCCGACCCAAAAGUUCCCAUGGCGGAAGUCAAAGUCCUUGAGCAAGUUGAGCAAGUUGAGCAAGUUGAGCAAGUUGAGGUGUCUGCUAAACUUGCGCCACACGAUGGCCAUGGCAAAGAAUGGGACUUUAUUUUACCGAGUCUACUUGAUAUGUCUUUAGGAGACAUGGACUACUUCGACUCGUAUAGUCUCGCUUCGGCUAUUCAACAUGGGGCUAUAGCUUCUCAUAUCCGAAGCUACUUGAAUCUCUGUGAUACAGCGGUGACUGAGCAAAAUAUGAACACCACAGUUGAGGGCUUUCCACUCAUAUUUUACGCCGUUGCAUCCAACAGUGAAGACAUCGUGCGACUCUUCAUCGAGUACGGAGCGAGCCCGAACGCUGUAUACGAGCCGUUGAAUGUCCCUUUAUUGGCGUUUACAAUCAUGUGCAGUGAAACGCUGCAAAUUGACACGGCAAAUAUGGUUUGCGUGCUCCUCAGUAAAGGAGCCUCGCCUUGCGCUAUUCCCAAGGACUUAUAUACACCUUAUCUACAUGAUAAUGCAACCAGCUCUGGACAGCAAGACUCCGAGGUGACUGAAGAGGUCGCUUGGUGCUCACCAGAGAUAAAAGCCAGGCUUUCUAAGAAUGUCAAUCUCACUCAUCGAUAUUUCUUGGAAAAAUCUACAAAGUUGAAGCCACCCUCUACCAAGAGACGACAGAUUGCACGACUCAAAAAGUGCCAGGGACUUUUAGGCAUUCCAUAUUUUCUCAUUGGACAAUCUGUCGCCACGGAGUUACUUGUUCAAAAACUGCUCAUUCAUAUGAUGCUACCAGCUAAAAAGCCACUCGUUUUGUGUUUUGCUGGGCCAAGUGGUCACGGAAAGACUGAGCUAGCUCGACAGCUCGGCCACUUACUCUCCUUGGAUCUGGAGGUGGUUGAUUGUACCACGUUUACUCAUGAAAUGGAGCUGUUUGGUCCGAGAAGGCCUUAUCAGGGGUACGACAAGGGCUCAGCAGUGAACAACUUUCUCGUUGGGCAUUCUAGGAAGAGGUGCAUUGUCUUCCUAGACGAGUUUGAAAAGACGACCAAGGAGAUACAUUCAUCUCUACUACUCCCAUUUGACAAUGGCGAGUAUCAAGACAGGCGCAAUGGUGAAAAGAUUGAUUGCUCAAAAACUAUAUGGAUACUAGCAACGAAUGCACUGGACAACACAAUCUUGGACUUUUGUGAAGACAAUGAGGCUAUAGCCGGCGAUGACGGAGACGAGAAAUCUCGACAAGUCAGGAAACUCUCACAGCAGUUACGAGAGAGCUUCUUACAGCAAUUUGGCGCACCCGUUACUGGCCGCAUCUCAGAUUUCAUUCCUCUGCUACCCUUUUCGACUGGUGAACAAGCUGUCAUCACACACAAAUGCUUAUUGGAAUUGGCUCAAGAUCUGCGCCUUCCAAUUUGCCUGAUCAAGAACCCAUCAGAGAGGCUCAUUGGUAACAUCAGAUUGCUGAUUAGGAGAGAUGGUACUGUAUGCACAACGCUUGCAAAGUCUCACUACCACGUCAAGCUGGGGGCUCGUAGUUUGAUGGCUGGCGCAGAAAAGGUGAAGCGUAUUGUUCUGGAUGUGUACCUCGAUGACGAUGAGGAGAUUACAGAACAAGACGACCUACGUGACUUUAUUAUCGAUGUGGACGAUGGAGAUAUCGUGGGCAAGAUACUGACGGAUACUCGAGUAAAUACUCAGUCAUGA
Messenger RNA from Trichoderma gamsii, 2001 nucleotides. RefSeq lists its product as hypothetical. Gene Ontology annotation, molecular function: ATP hydrolysis activity; ATP binding; protein binding. The transcript has 4 exons. Gene Ontology annotation, cellular component: cytoplasm. NCBI's taxonomy places the organism in Eukaryota, Fungi, Ascomycota, Sordariomycetes, Hypocreales, Hypocreaceae. Bases 1 to 2001 code for a protein of 666 amino acids. Gene Ontology annotation, biological process: cellular response to heat. The record is from RefSeq and is a predicted model, not a curated record.